Molecule: messenger RNA, 1384 nt
Organism: Tetranychus urticae (two-spotted spider mite)
Lineage: Eukaryota; Metazoa; Arthropoda; Arachnida; Trombidiformes; Tetranychidae
Source: RefSeq, a predicted model, not a curated record
GAGAGUCUUUUUCUUUAUGAGCCAAUCUCAUGCCAUCAUGACUAAGGUGACUUGUGUUGGUACCGCUGGUUUAUUCAUAACAAACAUGGUUCUCUUUGAUGCUUCCAAGUAUAAAAAUGAAAUAAUUAGUUAUAAACAGUUCUUCUUCCUUGAACUAAUUUGGUUGGCAAUUAUUAUUGUACCAAUGGUUGUCCUUAUUCACAAUGUUUUCUGGUCAUUUACUCACAUUAUUUUAUUGAUUGUCUACACAUCUUUGUGCCUCGACUUUCUUUACUCUUCUAUUGACUCCAACAAUCAGCUGGUACCGGCAACUGUUUUGAUUGAUAUCUUUAUAAAGAAACAAAAUUAUUAUUACAAUCAAUUGUUAAUCACAGAGAGACAACUGAGUCCAAUAACUUUAGCUGGUUAUAUUAUCGGCUCUUUGAUGGCUGAUUUUGCCCUUUUUUACGGUUUAUUUAUUAAAACGGGUUCGGUUUUGUUUAAUGUCCUCACCAUAACAUUAGGGAUAGUAGCGUUUGGUGCUUUAACGUUGUUAAAUAUAAUCGCUGCAACCACAGUGGACAAGGUAAAAAAAUGUAGACUUAUGAACUAUUGGAUAAUAAGAAGUGGUCAAAGUAAAACUCUAUCAUCUCAAAUAAAAUUAAUUGCUAUAUUUGAAAGACUUUCCACUCACCCAGUUGGAUUUUUUGUUGGAAGACUAUUUGUUAUUGAUAAUCAUCGUUUUCUGUUGUUUUUACUGGAAAAUAUCAGUAUUUUGCUAUUAUUUAUUACAAAUAUGACCAGAUUAUGGAAAAACUAACCCAAAAUUGCACUGGUACUUCACUGUAUCAUAAUCUACCGACAUUCAUUAUUGGGUCUUUACCAUAAAAUUUGAACCUGAUUUGAUGUCAAUUUUUCAUCCAACCUUAAUCAAUCUUAAACAAUCUUAAUCAACCGAAAUUUCUUCAAUUUGUGAUCGACUUAAAUGUAUAUUGAAAUUUAAAUGCUGGCUAUAAUUUUAGUCCAACAUUUAGCUACAGGAAUGGGACAUAAUCCAGUGCAAAGCUGAGUGCAAAUCAAAUGCUUCUCCGGUUCAUUUGCAAACGCUCUGAAUAAUUGACUGAUAACUUAUUGAGACAAUUUUGUACCCAAUUGUGAAUCAUUUUGUUACUCUGGUUUAAAAUAAAUGAUAAAUCAAAUCUGAUUGAAUCAAGAGCUUCUGAACAGGUAGUUUGUUAAAAUGAAGAAUGUCAAUGAAAUCCAUUAAAAACACCCAUUUUGCUACUUUUUUGACAUCAAAUUGCUCAUUUUUUCGUAAUUUUACUCUAAUUGAAAAAAUUAUUCAUUGAAAAUGAUGAAAAGGGAGGAUCUUUUACUCAUACAUUGCGAUUGAUUGUUAAAUAUC